This is a messenger RNA of Plasmodium yoelii, 444 nucleotides long. RefSeq names its product fam-c protein. The transcript is spliced from 2 exons. The record is from RefSeq and is a predicted model, not a curated record. NCBI's taxonomy places the organism in Eukaryota, Apicomplexa, Aconoidasida, Haemosporida, Plasmodiidae. The coding region runs from base 1 to 444 and encodes 147 amino acids.
AUGAAUAAAAGGAUAUUUAGUUUAGUUUUUAUCGCCUUAUAUUCCAUUUUGGCUGCGUCUGCUGUAGGAAAUAAAAGCGUUCGUGGUACUAAAGAAAUAAACAUAAAUAACGAAACAAAUGGUAUAGAAUUUAAACGCGAAACACAAUUAAAGAAUAACAAUCCUAAAGAUGAUAAAGACAAUGAAGAAUUUAAUUGUUUUAAUAUAUUUAAAAGAAAUAAAAGAACUAAAGCACCUUCAUAUAGUAAAGAAUCAUUAAUUCAUCUAUGUAAUACAAUAACUGAAAUAUAUCCAAAUAGCGAUAAAUUUACUUCUCAGGACAUAUUUCAGGUGGAACAAAAGUUGCAAAACAUUCGUGAAAACAAUCCAGAACUUUAUAAGAUUUUAUUAGAAUCUAAAGAAGUAAUAGAAAAAUACCUUUCAAAAAAAAAAAAAAGUAAAUAA